AUGAUUCGGUCAAACCCUAACCCCGAGAAUCCUGAACAGUCAGGCUACAAUUGCGCGUCUUGUCAAGGUCCGGAUAAUGACGAAACGAAUAUGGUGUUUUGCGACCAUUGUCAGCGGUGGUACCAUUUCGGUUGUGCUGGUGUUACGGACGAUGUGCGUAACGUCUCAUGGAACUGCCAGGAUUGCGAAGAAGGUGAAGCGGAUGGUGCUGGUUCGUCUGAGCUGCUAGAGAAGUUAAAACAGCUCGAAGCGGAAAAGAAGAGUCAGAAGGUUAAAAUGGAACGGGAGAAGAUUCUGCACCGGAAGCGGCUGGAGAUGCAGCAGGAGUUAUUUGAAAUGCGCCAGCAACUGGAACGGGAAAAGCGAGCGAUGGAAUUCGAGUACGAGAAGGCGCAAAUGGAGAAGAAACUUGUGGAAGACGAGGACCACCAGAAGAAACUCGACGAGAUGUGGACGGAAAUGGAGGAUAAGCUGUUGCAGUUGAAGCUGAAGCGGAACAAGGAUACCGGUAGCAGUAGAAUGCCGGAAGUCGAUGCUCAAUGUGUGGGUAAGGACGACUCAAAGGAGAAGAAGCAAAAGAAGACGAAGUCGGAAAGCAUACAACCUGGUAAAACAGAGCCUGAGAAGAAAAAGUCGGGAAAAGGCCUGGAAGUGCAGAUCUGGCAGUGGCGACUCUUGCUGAUAUUCGUGGAGCGUACCGUAGGCAUAUAA
This is a messenger RNA of Topomyia yanbarensis, 711 nucleotides long. RefSeq names its product PHD finger protein 14-like. Bases 1 to 711 code for a protein of 236 amino acids. The record is from RefSeq and is a predicted model, not a curated record. Lineage: Eukaryota; Metazoa; Arthropoda; Insecta; Diptera; Culicidae. The transcript has a single exon.